Molecule: messenger RNA, 2721 nt
Organism: Penicillium roqueforti
Lineage: Eukaryota; Fungi; Ascomycota; Eurotiomycetes; Eurotiales; Aspergillaceae
Exons: 3
Coding region: 1-2721 (906 amino acids)
Biological process (GO): arachidonate metabolic process
Cellular component (GO): membrane
Molecular function (GO): ADP binding
Source: RefSeq, a predicted model, not a curated record
AUGGAAAGGAUCCGCGAUGUUCAUCAUCUUGAUUAUACCCCACGCCCGUGUGACCAUUUCGACUUGAUCGGGGGUACAAGCACUGGAGGGAUCAUCGCUAUUAUGCUGGGUCGGCUGGGAAUGACCGUGGAUGAAUGCAUUCGAGCAUACCGAAAGGUCGCGGAGCGUGCUUUUACUCGCAAGGCACAUGCCAUUAUUCCAGCACGGCCCAGGGGAGCUUUCUCUGCGCGCGCACUGCAGGAGGCUAUCAAACAGGUAGUUCGGGAGUUCUGCACAGAAAAAGAAUGCGUGGAACGUCGGCGCAAUGGUCUCUCUAUAACUGACUGUCAACACUCUGAUCUACCGUUUCGUGAGCAGACAUGCACCAAAACGGUUGUUCUUGCGGUUACGAAAGUGAAUAUUGACGCGGGACCUACGCUCUUUCGCACAUACGACAAAUCCACUGCGCUUGAUGGCUGCGCUAUUUGGGAAGUUGCCCGCGCUACCUCAGCUGCAUCCACGCUCUUCAAGUCAAUUAGACUUGGUCGAGACAACAUCGAGUACAUUGAUGCAGGAUUCGGCUAUAACAACCCAUGCGAACAGCUUAUUGCAGAAGCUAAGAAGGUGUUCCCUGGACGUAGCGAUAUGCAGACUCUGAGUAUCGGAACCGGCAUUGGAGAUGUGGUCGGCAUAAAAAAUGGGCGCCUGUCAAUCAUUGGUGCACUGAAGAGGAUGACUACGUCCCCCAACAGGGUAAACACCAACAUGGAAGACUACCAUGGCGACAGCGGCCAGUAUUUUCGAUUCAAUGUGCAACAUGGCCUUGGAGAUAUCUCUUUGUCAGACUGGAAGCAGGCUAGCAGGAUAUCUGCAUACACAAGCAUUUAUCUCUCCGAGAAGUCCAAGGAUAUCGAGAAAUAUGUGAAGACGUAUGGGGCAAGGAGUCAACAAAAUGAGCUGAAUGAACCUCAGUUUACGAAGAUUCUAAUAGUCGACCCUGUUCAAAAAGUUGACGUGGUUCUAGGCAAGCUAAAGGCCUACCAUAUGAUCCCCUUUGUUGCAAAUGAAGACUUCACUGGACGUGAGAUUGUACUAAGCAGGCUGCAAGAAAGGCUCUUUCUUCAAAAGACCGCCCGUAAAGUGGCCUUGUACGGAAUCGGAGGCAUUGGCAAAACCCAGGUUGCCUUGCACUUUGCCUAUUGGGUAAAGAACAACAUGCCACAGUAUUCAAUAUUUUGGAUCCCGGCAUUCAGCGAAGCCAGCUUUGAGCAAGCGUGUACGGGUAUUGUGAGAGACAUUGGUAUCCAGAGAAUAAAGCAAGAUGAAAACGAUAUGGAGAUGGUUCGUCGGUAUCUUAGCUCCAAGGAAGCUGGGCCGUGGCUCUUCAUUGUGGACAAUGCAGACGAUUACGACAUAUUAUUUGGAAGCGACGGUGUGCGAGGUCGGCUUUGCAAAUACUUUCCAGCUAGUGACACCGGCGUUAUCUUGCUUACCACCCGGUUCAGUCGGGUGGCGGAAUGUUUCACGUCACAGAGAGAUACAAUCCAACUCUUGCCAAUGGAAGCAAAUGAAGCGAUUGCUUUGUUCGAGAAACUCGUGGCAAAUACUCUCAUCCACAGUCGAAAGAUGACAGAAAAGCUACUCGAAGAGCUCAGCUGGCUGCCUUUGGCUAUCAAGCAGGCAGCUUCCUACAUUGAAUUCACCAAUGUAUCAGUUUCACGUUAUCUCGAUCUUAUGCAUGGUACAGACGAAGACAAAGAAACCCCCGCGAGUUGUCAUUUUCAUGAUGAUACUCGCUACCCGCAGCUGCAGAAUUCUAUUGCUCAAAUAUGGCGUAUCUCAUUCGAAAAGAUCAAAAGGUCAGAUCCUAUCGCCGCUGAUAUACUGCAGUUCAUGUCUUGCAUUGCGCCGAAAGCCAUUCCACGGUCUCUCCUGCCUUUGUACAAAUCGGAAGCGCAAACUGAAUCCGCAAUCAAUACGCUAUGUGAAUAUGCAUUGGUGACCAGAGGGACAGAUGGAGUCACGCUUGAAAUUCACGAUAUAGUUCAGCUCGCAACGCUAUGGUGGAUUGACCAAAAAGGCGAAGCGUUAGAGACAACCAGGAAGGUCACGCAGCGUAUGGUCAAGACAUUCUCACCGCGGGGCCAGACCAAUGAACAUACGAGGAGGGCGUACGUACCUCAUGCUCUUGAACUUCUUCGUAAGACAGAGGGUCGAGAUAUACACGAACGGUAUGAGCUCAUCUUAAAAGUUGUGUCCUGCCUCAUAGAUGAUGGUAGGGUGGAAACGGCCAUGGAAUUACUGAAGGAAAAGGCCAAAUGGGACCAAACCCGCCAUUGUGAAGAACAUCCCUCUGGGCUGAGACCUCAAACAUUUCUCACUGGGGCAUAUGCAGCAGAUGGGCAGACAGAAAAGGCCAUGAAGCUGAGCGAGUAUAUCGCCCCGGCGAAAGAGAGAGGAAUGCAAGAAGCUCACUCUGAGCAAGUGCUUCCAGAAUGGUUUGGAGCGCAGACGAGCAAGCUCAGAAAGCAGCAGAGCUCUUCGGAUAUUUUGGCGAGACGGAAUUAUCUGAGACAGCAGAGAAAUCAGUCAGCAAAGCGCGCCCUAACCUACGAGAGUGUCAGCCUCAACUCGAAAUACCUUGUGGACAGCUCGGGAGAUUACGCGGGCGAGAGAGUCACUCAGGCAUGUGGUUAUGAUCGGGCAGAGACAUUCCGCCCAAGAGGGAUUCAUCUCUACUAG